AUGUCACCUCAUGUGAGCGCAUCCGAUCUCACACCGCCUAAACUGUCCGGCAAGACAGGUAGCAAGGUCGUCGGUCAGAAGCUACUCUAUGGCGUCUCACUCUUCUUGUCAAUCGGUGUAUGGCUCUUUGGGUUCGAUCAGGGUGUCAUGUCCGGGCUCAUCACGAACCCGUAUUUCAAGAAGUUCUUCAAUAACCCAACAGCAUCAGAACUCGGGAAUAUGGUGGCUAUCCUCGAGAUCGGAGCUUUCAUCACCUCCCUCCUCUCAGCACACCUAUCAGAUACAAAAGGUCGGCGAUUCACCCUCUUCCUCGGCGCAUGCAUCUUCACCGUAGGAGGUGCGAUACAGACCUUGACGAUGGGGUACACGAUGAUGCUCGUCGGGAGGAUCAUCAGUGGUUCAGGGGUGGGGUUGUUAAGCUCGGUAGUGCCCAUGUACCAGAGCGAGAUUUCGCCGGCGGAUCAUAGAGGAAAGCUGGCGUGCAUAGAAUUCACCUUGAAUAUCGUCGGAUAUGCCUCGUCAAUCUGGAUCGACUAUUUCUGCUCGUAUAUCGAGUCGGACGCCGCAUGGCGUAUCCCCCUCUCAAUCCAAUGCAUCGGCGGAUUGAUCCUCGCCAUCGGCGCUCUAGCCCUGCCAGAGUCUCCUCGAUACGCAAUCGACAAGGAUAUGGACGAGGAAGGAUUGAAGAUCCUGGCCGACUUUCACAAUGGAGACCUCGAUGACCCGGUCACCAAGGAAGAAUUUAGGAUCAUCAAAGAGGCUGUUCUCAAGGAUAGGUUGGUCCCAGAUAGGAGCUACAAGGCGUUGUGGACGAGGUAUAGGUCGAGGGUUUUGAUCGCCAUGAGCAGUCAGGCCAUGGCGCAAAUGGCUGGAAUCAACGUCGUUUCAUAUUACGCCCCGCUGGUGUUCGAGCAGGCUGGUUGGAUCGGCAGGGACGCCAUUCUGAUGACUGGAAUCAACGGAUUGUUCUACGUCGCUUCGUCGAUCGUCCCCUGGUUUAUCGUCGAUACGCUCGGUCGGAGGCCUAUCCUUCUGACCGGGGCCGUCAUCAUGGCAAUCGCCCUGACGGCUACUGGCUGGUGGAUCUACAUCGAUCAAGCGAUCACACCCAAAGCAGGCGAGUCGCGACUCCGGUUUCUUCAAGAUGUGGUGGUCUGCAUUGUUGUCUACAAUGCGGCGUUCGGAAUGUCGUUCGGACCUAUCCCGUGGCUGUACCCACCUGAGAUCAUGCCGUUGCCUUUCCGAGCCAAGGGAGUAUCGUUAUCGACCGCAACCAACUGGUUCUUCAACUAUAUCGUCGGAGUCAUGACCCCCGUGUUGCAAGAACUCAUCACAUGGAGAUUAUACCCUUUCCAUGCUGGUUGGUGUGCCUUGGCAUUCGUAAUAGUCUACUUUUUGUUUCCCGAGACGGCAAGUUUUGCUUUGCGUGCUGGAAUCAACCUGGAAGACAUGGGCGACUUGUUCGGGGACGAGAAAGUCGAGUCCGACUCGGACGACGACGACGACGAGAACGAUGCUGAUGGCGACGAAGAGUCGUCGCUGUACUCGGGUACACCUACGAGCAGUCGACCGGGCAGUCGCGCCGGUUCGCGAACACGGACGACCAGGCAAAACUCUUCGAGCAAGUUGCUCGAGAAUGGCAACCCGAAGGGAAUGAUGAAACGAAUGUUUGACGCGAUGCGAGGGAAGAAUGACGUGAAUUAUACCGAACUGGAUGGGGAUCGACAAUAG
Molecule: messenger RNA, 1731 nt
Organism: Filobasidium floriforme
Lineage: Eukaryota; Fungi; Basidiomycota; Tremellomycetes; Filobasidiales; Filobasidiaceae
Exons: 16
Coding region: 1-1731 (576 amino acids)
Biological process (GO): transmembrane transport; carbohydrate transport
Cellular component (GO): membrane
Molecular function (GO): carbohydrate:proton symporter activity
Source: RefSeq, a predicted model, not a curated record